AUGCCGGAUCACUCAACCGAGCGCCUGUCCACCGACAGGACGGAGACGGGCUCUGGAGUCGUCUCGCCGCACGAAGCCCUGGAGAAGCAGCGCGAUCACGACCAUGGCCAUGACCACGACCAUGACGCCGAGCACGUCGACGAGAAGCAGCGCGACGCCGCUGCCGUAACGCCAAACGACGAUCCCGCCGCCAACUACCCCAAGGGCCUGACCCUCAUCCUCAUCAUCACCGCCCUCUGCCUGGCCGUGUUCCUCGUCGCCCUCGACCAGACCAUCAUCGCGCCCGCCCUGGGCGCAAUCACUGCCCAGUUUCAGAGUGUCAAGGACAUUGGUUGGUAUGGCUCGGCCUACCUCUUGACCACGACGGCGCUGCAGCCCAUGUACGGCGCCGUCUACAAGCUCUUCAACGUCAAGCUCGUCUACCUCUUCGCCGUCUUCAUCUUCGAAGUCGGCAGUCUCGUCUGCGCCGUCGCCCCCACGUCGACCGCCUUCAUCGUCGGCCGCGCCAUCGCUGGUAUCGGCACCGCCGGCCUCUUCUCUGGCUCCAUCGUCAUCCUCUCCCUCUCCAUGCCCCUCAACAGGCGCCCGCUGGCCUUCGGUCUCAUCGGCGGCAUGUGGGGCAUUGCCUCCGUCGCCGGCCCCCUGCUCGGCGGCGCCUUCACUGAGAACGUCACCUGGCGCUGGUGCUUCUACAUCAACCUGCCCAUCGGAGGCCUGGCCAUGCUCAUCGUCUUCUUCUUUGUCCACGUCAACCGCAACACGGCCAGCUCCGAAGGCCAGACCAUCAAGGCCCGCAUCAUGCAGCUUGAUCUGUCCGGCACCGCCAUCUUCAUCCCCGCCAUCAUCUGCCUGCUCCUCGCCCUGCAGUGGGGUGGCGCCGACUACCCCUGGAACAGUGCCAAGAUCAUCGGCCUCUUCGUUGGCUUUGGUCUCAUGAUUGCCAUCUUCAUCGGCAUCCAGUUCUGGCAGGGCGACAACGGCACACUGCCCCCGCGCCUGUUCAAGAACCGCAACGUCCUCUUCUCCAUGUUGUUUGCCUUCUUCUUCGGCGCCGGCUUCUUCCCCCUCAUAUACUACCUCUCCCUGUACUUCCAGGCCAUCCAGGGCGUCAGCGCCGUCCAGGCCGGCAUCAAGAUUCUCCCCCUGCUCCUCGCCACUGUCAUCAUCUCCAUUGUGUCAGGCGGCCUCAUCACCGCCAUUGGGUACUACAACUUUGUCAUCAUCCCCUGCAUGAUCCUCUUUACCGUCGGCUCCGGCAUGAUCACCACCUUUGACGUCGACACCCCGCUCCGCGAGUGGUUCGGCUACCAGGUCCUGACGGGUCUCGGCAUUGGUGCCGGCUUCCAAAUCGGUGUCCUCGUCGUGCAGACCGUGCUGCCCCAGGAAAUGGUUCCCGUCGGCACCGCUUGCGUCCAGUUCUUCCAGGCCCUCGGCGGUGCGAUUUUCGUCGCUGUCGCUCAGACUCUCUUCCAGAACGGUCUCAUCGACACCAUCAACGAGGAGAACAUCGGCAUCGAUGGAAAGGUCUUCAUCAACAGCGGCGCUUCCGAGAUCAAGCACGUUCUCGAGCGCAUGGGCCGCGUCGAUGCUUUCGACGCGGUGCUCAAGGCGUACAUGAAGGGCCUGCGCCACACCUACUACAUCUCCGUGGCCUGCGCGGCUCUGGCCCUUCUGAUGUGUCUCGGCCUGGAGUGGAGGUCCGUCAAGCACGGGCCUGAUGGCAAGAAGAAGGAGGCUCCUGCGGCUGUGGCCGUCUAG
This is a messenger RNA of Purpureocillium lilacinum, 1758 nucleotides long. RefSeq lists its product as uncharacterized. The record is from RefSeq and is a predicted model, not a curated record. Gene Ontology annotation, cellular component: plasma membrane. Gene Ontology annotation, biological process: transmembrane transport. NCBI's taxonomy places the organism in Eukaryota, Fungi, Ascomycota, Sordariomycetes, Hypocreales, Ophiocordycipitaceae. Gene Ontology annotation, molecular function: transmembrane transporter activity.